UCCCCGACUCCAGCGACGUCAGUACGUCCGCCCACCGGCCGCGGUGACGUACCUGCAUUUGUCGACUUGGCGGGACCGAGCUGCUGAUGCCCUUGGACAAGGGGAAAGAGCGGGUGGUGGUGCUGGUGGACAUGGACUGCUUCUACGUACAGGUGGAACAGAAGGCCAACCCGGAGCUGAAGGGCAAGCCCUGCGCCGUGGUUCAGUACAAGACCUGGCAGGGGGGUGGGAUUGUGGCCGUCAGCUACGAGGCUCGUGCCCAGGGGGUGAAGAGGGGCAUGAGGGGGGUAGAGGCCAUGAGGAGGUGCCCAGGCCUGCAAUUGGCCCGGAUCCCCGAGGCGCACGGCAAGGCCAAUCUCAGCAGGUAUCGGCAGGCGAGCGGGCAAGUGCUGGCGGUGCUGUCUCGCUUCGCGGUGAUCGAGAGGGCCAGCAUCGACGAGGUUUACGCCGACCUGACGGCAGAGGCCGGCCGGCGCCUGAAGCAGCCGGGACUCCUGCAGCAAGCGGCGACCCUGCUCAGGAGCACCUGCGUGGAGGGAUUCCCCCGGGACAGGGACAGUCGGGCCCCACCGCUCUCGGCCCUGCACAGAGAGGAGACGCGGCGGGAGGGGCUACAGGCUUGGCUGGACUCAUUGCCCGCGGACAGGGACCAUGGCAGCCCCGAGCUGCUGCUCACAGCAGGGGCACUGAUCGUGGAGGAGAUGCGGGCAGCGGUGGAAGCAGAAACCGGCUACACGUGUUCAGCUGGAAUCUCCCACAACAAGGUGCUGGCGAAGCUGAGCUGUGGUCUGAACAAGCCGAACCGCCAGACUCUGCUGCCCAUGGAGUCUGUGGACCGCCUCUUCGAUACUCUGCCCAUCAGCACCAUCCGUAACCUGGGCGGGAAGCUGGGGGAGUCCGUCUCACAGCUCCUCCAGGUGCACAACAUGGGCCAGCUCCGAGCCUUCUCCCAGGCACAGCUGCACACCAGCUUCGGGGUCAAAACCGGGAGCUGGCUCUUUGACCUGUGUCGGGGCCUGGACUUUGAGCCGGUGAGGCCCCGGUACCUCACCAAAUCCAUCGGGUGCAGCAAGAAUUUCAUGGGCAAAGAGGCCCUGACCAUGUGUGAGCAGGUGAAACAUUGGCUGCUGCAGCUGUCGACAGAGCUGGAGGAGAGACUGCUCCAGGAUCAGCAGCAGAAUGGGCGGACUGCGCGGCAGCUGACGGUGGGGCUGCGGCUGCAUGAGGAGCACCAGUCGCGCAGCUUCUCCCGCUGCUGCCCCCUGGCCAGGCCCGAUGCCCCCUGCCUGGCCCAACGCGCCUGGACCCUCAUCCAGGCCUUCAACACGGCCCACCCCCCUCAGGCAGCCUGGUCGCCCCCCGUGAUUGGCCUCUCUCUGUCGGCCAAGGAUUUCUUAGAGACCUCGGUGGUCUCGGCCCGUGGCAUCACGGACUUCCUGACCAGCUCCUCCUCCCAGUCCCCUGGGGCGGGGGCAGCGCCGAACCCAGGGAGAGUUGGGGGAGCCCAGAGCCCGGUGAGAAGACUGGACCCAGGGGGAGCCCACAGAGCUGGCACCAUCACAUCCUUCUUUAUGCAUGCCCCCACCGACAAAACCUGCCCCUCCCCUGACCCUGUAACGCACACCUUCCCCGCACAACCCUCCGCACUCUCUAUUGCACCCCUCACCUCCCCCCCACCCCUCGCACCCACACCACCACCUGUCCCUGAGACACCCCCCAGCCCCUCUCCACACUCCUCCCCCUCUCACACACCACCCCUGGGCCGCAGAGACAGUGACCGUACAGGACCUGCAGAGAUGGAUCUUCCAGGCGUGUCAUUCUUCAAACGCAAGGCCCUGGCCCGAUCCCCUGGCCAGCCACCAGCGGACCCUCCCCUGAGCCCCGGUCUCCCCACUGAGGUGCUGGUGCGCUGUGCAAGGUGCGGCCAGUCCACCCUCCCCUGGCAAGUGGCAGAGCACAAGGAUUUCCACUUUGCCCUGGACCUCCAGAGGUCCCUGUCGACUCUCCCACCUCCCAGCCCCCCGGCCCGGACCAAGCACAAGGCAGUGGACCAGCUGCGGGGUCCGGGCAAGCGGGCUCGGACUGGCAGCAAGACCCUGGAUUGGUAUUUUCAGAAAGCACCUCCCUAGAACAGGCAGGGGGCGGGGUUUUGGCACAUGGUCCCGAGCCGUAAGUUCAUGUUAUAGGAGCAGAAUUAGUCCAUUUGACCCCUCGAGCCUACUCUGCCAUUCAAUCAUGGCUGAUCUAUCUCUCCCUCUCAACCCCAUUCUCCUGCCUUCUCCCCAUAACCCGACACCCGUUCUAAUCAAGAAUCUUAAAAAUAUCCACUGACUUGGCCUACACAAUGUCCCAUUUCCUGAUACUUUGGCAUGAGAUCAGAUCAGAUGUGGGUGUAAUUAAAGUAUUGUAUUUUUGAUAUAAAUUCCUGAGAUGUCCAGUGAUUCACAGGA
Amblyraja radiata (thorny skate) is the source of this 2450-nucleotide messenger RNA. RefSeq names its product polymerase (DNA directed), eta (gene polh). The transcript is spliced from 11 exons. Lineage: Eukaryota; Metazoa; Chordata; Chondrichthyes; Rajiformes; Rajidae. Gene Ontology annotation, cellular component: nucleus; site of double-strand break; replication fork. Gene Ontology annotation, molecular function: DNA-directed DNA polymerase activity; damaged DNA binding. The record is from RefSeq and is a predicted model, not a curated record. Bases 87 to 2129 code for a protein of 680 amino acids. Gene Ontology annotation, biological process: response to radiation; error-prone translesion synthesis.